This is a messenger RNA of Ostertagia ostertagi, 1383 nucleotides long. The record is from the annotation of a GenBank genome assembly. NCBI's taxonomy places the organism in Eukaryota, Metazoa, Nematoda, Chromadorea, Rhabditida, Trichostrongylidae.
GGAAACGUAGCUAUCAGUAGCAUUCCUGUUGGCGAUGAGGGAGUGGAGUCGACGUUCUUCAAUGACAAAGUUCUGCCGCUCAUUGUGGAAGCGCUGACUGAAUACCUUAAGCUCGAUAUAAUCGAAAUUCCUCAGUCCUCAUCGAAUGCAUGGGCGCAUGGUUGGGGAGGACAGCGGGAAAGUGAGCAGCAUCAAUUUGCUGAAGUACGAGUUUGCCGCUUGUUGCUUUAUCUUCAAGAUCGCGCUGACAUUGGUGGACCCGUUCUCAACAAAGUUUUCCCGCUGUUUCUGGUGUGUGUAUCAAACGUCCAUGAGCGGUUAACGACUGAAAGUGUUCAGGUCAAAGAGAAUAAGGAUGCAGAUAAUAGUUUGGAUCGUAAUCACCUACGGUUAUCGUUUGACCUGAAGAAGAGCCCGUCCAAUUCCCGCUUUUUGAGUGGUGAUAAUGAAGCCGACAAAACGAAGGAGCAGGUCGUGACAUUCUGUCUGGAUACGUGUAAUCUCGACGGGGACCCUAUUUUACGUGCCCAAUUUCUGCCAAAAUUGUUGCGACGGAUACUCAGUGGUCUUCAUACCGACCAAAAACUAGUUCUCGUGGAUAAUUCAGCCUUGCUGAUGAUUAUCGAAGUUUGCACCAGGUUACUCGGAGAGAUAUCUCAAGGCGGAGCAUUUGAACCCAGUGUGCACAACGAUGAGUUGUCAGAAGGGUCAAGCAUUGUCGGAAGUCCUCGGAAGCAUGCGCCGAGCCCAGCUGUAGGAGGUGUGAAUGAUGACGAUCAAGCGCUCGUUGAACUGUGCGUUAACGAAUGCCUCAUGCUGCUUUCAUGGGUUUCGCAAAUCUACUAUACAUCUCGGUCGAGUAAUCGCCUUCUUUUACUCUCUUCUGUGUGCAAUCUCACCUCACAGUUUGUGGAUUAUCCGCUCUACUGUUUCACCUUAGAGCAUCACAGCAGUCCUAAACUGCCGUGUUGGCUUGAAGAGCUUCUGAAGAUCAUCGACGCUUCGGAUCUAUCAGCGAGAACAACCGCAUUUGAUUUGAUACUUUCCAUCUACUUGAAAUGUUCGUCAGUACUGGCACAGCAUGAUGCUGCAAGUGGGCGGAUGUCCGAAGGUUCUGCGGCUGUUGCUAGCGAAGGUGAAGGUAUCCACCCAACAACAGUGUUGUUGAAGCCGUUGCUGUUCGCGCAGCAACUCCAUCAGUUGGAGCGAGAACGAGUUUUUGAGCGCUGCGGACUAGCAGUAUGGCGAGGGCUUGGUUCUUCGCAGUGCUCGCAAGAGCACGAGCGGCUAGCUCGAUUAAUGGCACUGUUGCACUCACGAAGACCCAACGAACCAAGCAGCGAUAUGGAACACAUAAUAGUUUCUGCACUGACCAGCAGCGAU